AUGCUCGCUGCGACCGAAUGCGAAGCUCCUCCAGCGAGUGCCUCCACUGCAAGCGUCGCAGUGGAUGGCAGUGGAAGGCAGUGGAAGGCAGUGGAAGGCAGCGCAUGGACCUCCACCCGCAUGCACCCGCAGCGGAGCGAGGAACAUGAUGAGCCGCGCCUCGCAAACUUUAUUGAUCUAUUUGGCGGAGCAGCAGGAACCAUUGGAGGAGACUUGAUAACUGGAGAGGGAGAAAACCUGACAGGAACAGGUGGGAAGACAGAUGGAAACCUGACAGGAGCAGGUGGAAGGACAGAUGGAAACCUGACAGGAGCAGGUGGAAGAACAGGAGUAAACCUGACAGGAGCAGGUGGAAGGAGAGAUGGAAACCUGACAUCAGAAGAGGUUAGAGCAGAUGCAGGAGACUUGACAUUUGGAGAAGGAAAAGGGAACUUCGAAAUUCUGAAGAAAUACGCGGAACAGAACCCAGAGAUGACAAAGGCAAAACAAGUUUUCGACACGUUGAACUCCCUCACGCCUCUCCAGAUAGAGAACGCGAUGACGUUCCUGGAGCGCGCAACGGAGGCUUACCAGAUCGACCUGGGCGACACGGACUCGAGAACGACGCCCAAUGUCGGAUCCGUGUCGGACAUCGUCCAUCGUCUCACCUCCUUCGUCCCCUUUUCGCCGAUAGGAGUGACGGAGAAGCAGCUGGAGGACAUCCUCAACGGCGAGGUCACGGCCUGCGAGCUUCAAUCCAACUACGAGGCCGGCCAAUGCCUCGGUACGGGCUCCGUGAAGCCGCUUUCUCUUGAGCGGCUCUCGAGCGGCUCUCGAGCGUCUCUCGAGCGGCUCUCGAGCGUCUCUCGAGCGGCUCUCGAGCGUCUCUCGAGCGGCUCUCGAGCGUCUCUCGAGCGGCUCUCGAGCGGCUCUCGAGCGGCUCUCGAGCGGCUCUCGAGCGGCUCUCGAGCGGCUCUCGAGCGGCUCUCGAGCGGCUCUCGAGCGGCUCUCGAG
This is a messenger RNA of Darwinula stevensoni, 993 nucleotides long. Lineage: Eukaryota; Metazoa; Arthropoda; Ostracoda; Podocopida; Darwinulidae. The record is from the annotation of a GenBank genome assembly.